UCUGUUCCUCCUCAGCUAACCCCCUACCUCAAGUAGAAGAAUACUCUGUCACCUUGCUGCCUGCUUCUCUCUUUCGGUCCCAAUUUGUUAAUUGCCACGCGCCGACGACCAGCACAGCCGUUAUUCUUUCAUUGCUAACAAUUCACACACACACACACAGAGAGAGAGAGAGAGAGAGAGCAAGGAGGAGGAGAAGGUAGAGCAAUGGGGAUAGGCAGCGACAACGCUGCGUUUCCCUUCACCACCACCACCACCACCUCCCCGCGCUUCUGCAACCCCAUCAGUCACAGGAGGAUAUUUUCAGAUGUUGCAGAGGAUGUAACGGUAUCGGUGGAUGGUCAAUCUUUUCUACUGCACAAGUUCCCUUUAGUAUCUCGGUGUGGACUCGUACGAAAAAUGGUAGUGGACUCCAAGGAUCCAGAUCUCUUAAAGCUGGAGCUUGUAAAUGUACCAGGAGGUGCUUUUGCAUUCGAACUUGCUGCCAAGUUCUGUUAUGGUAGCAAUUUUGAAAUAACCACGGCAAAUGUGGCCCAUCUCCGAUGCGUUGCAGAGUACUUGGAAAUGACAGAGGACUAUCAAGAGGAGAACCUCAUUUUUAGGACAGAGACAUACUUAAAUGAGAUUGUGCUCAAGAACCUUGACAAAUCCCUGGAAGUUCUUUGUACAUGUGAUGGAUUGGACCCAAUAGUGGAGGAAGUCGGGCUUGUAGAUAGGUGUGUUGAUGCAAUUGCGAUGAAUUCAAGCAAGGAGCAGCUGGUUUCGGGUUUGGCUCACUUGGAAUGUGAUGUGGGAUCUGGAAAGUUGCGUAUGCACUGCCAGGAUUGGUGGGUUGAAGACCUUUCUGCACUGAGAAUCGACCACUAUCGACGUGUGAUUGCUGCAAUGAGGAGAACUGGGGUGAGGCCAGAGAGUAUUGGCACCUCUAUUGCGCACUAUGCCCAAACAUCGCUAAAGGGUGUCGAAAGACGCCAUGUAUGGGACUCAGGUCCCUUUGUCGGAGACAGUCAAAGAAUGAUUGUCGAAACACUCAUCGAUCUGUUGGCGACUGAAAAUAUUACCACGGUUACUUUGUCAUUCUUGUUUGGCAUGCUGAGAAUGGCAAUUGAAGUUGAUGCAAGCCUAGAUUGUAGAAUCGAAGUCGAGAAAAGGAUUGGUCUCCAGCUUGAGAUGGCAUCACUAGAUGAUCUUUUGAUCCCCUCCACGCAAACAAGCGACUCAAUGUUUGACGUUGACACCGUGCAUCGCAUAUUGGUGAACUUCUUGCAAAGGAUCGACGAAGAUGAUUCAGGAGAAUUGUCACCUUGUGGAUAUGAUUCGGAUGGACUAAAGUCUCCAAGCCACAGUUCAGUCCUGAAGAUUGGAAGACUCAUGGAUGGCUAUCUGGCAGAGAUAGCACCAGAUCCAUAUCUGAAACUGCAGAAGUUCAUGGCUCUUAUUGAACUAUUGCCAGAUUAUGCACGCAUUGUUGAUGAUGGACUCUACCGUGCCAUUGACAUAUACUUGAAGGCACACCCAUCUCUUACGGAAUCAGAGUGCAAGAAGCUGUGCAAACUGAUCGACUGCCAGAAGCUGUCCCAGGACGCAUCCAGCCACGCGGCGCAGAACGACCGUCUCCCGAUCCAGAUGGUGGUGCGCGUGCUCUACUUCGAGCAGCUCCGCCUCAAGUCGUCCUUCUCGGGCGGCGACGGCUCCUUCUCGCAACGCUUCAUCUGCAGCAGCGGCGUGCCGAGCUCGUGCGUGUCCCCGCAGCGGGACAACUACGCGUCGCUGCGGCGGGAGAACCGGGAGCUGAAGCUGGAGAUAUCGCGGAUGCGGGUGCGGCUGACGGAGCUGGAGCGGGAGCAGGGGCUGAUGAAGCAGCAGGGGAUGCGGGGGGACGGGCGGCCCGGGGAGCACGGCAGGGCGUUCUUGGCGUCGCUGUCGAAGGGGAUUGGGCGGAUAACGAUGUUCGGCGGGUCGGCCGCGGAGAGGAGGAGGAAGAAGAGCGCGAGGAGCUCGCAGUGCUCGGAAGGGAAGAGCCGGAGGCGGCAGAAGGCGUCCUUCGCGUACGACUGAAGCUUGGAAUCAUCACUGAUGGCGAGUGAGUGAGCGAGCGAGCUUGAUGAAGCACAUAACACUGGCGGGGCAGAUGCAUGCCUGCGUUUUCAGAGUUGGUGCAGGCAGAAGUGAGGGCUGUUUGAGCUGUAGUCAUCAGCUCAUCACUCAGACCAACCACGGGAGGAGGAAUAUAAGAGGCAGGCUUAGGUGGGGCAGACAGCUGUGCUUGCUACAAGCUGGUGAGGCGAGAUUUUAGCGGGAAUGCAGGAUCAUGAAUGUAGCACCACCAGACCAGUACGUACGCAUCUACAUACUUGACUGUAAUAUUAGUCUAUAGUACACUAUUUUAGGUGGGGCUCCUUGCCUGAA
Molecule: messenger RNA, 2406 nt
Organism: Phragmites australis (common reed)
Lineage: Eukaryota; Viridiplantae; Streptophyta; Magnoliopsida; Poales; Poaceae
Product: putative BTB/POZ domain-containing protein At3g08660
Exons: 4
Coding region: 205-2055 (616 amino acids)
Molecular function (GO): protein binding
Source: RefSeq, a predicted model, not a curated record